UCUGAUUGGCCCGGAGCUGAGCAAGCGUCGCGCCCGGAGCGGAAGUGAUUACUGGGAGGUUUUUGCAGCUGUGAUGAUCCAGAGGAGGAUGUGUGAACUGAAAGAUAACAGACGUUUUAACGGCUUUUAACAAAAAUAAACACUUUUAGAGCAGGUGGGAGACUCAGGGAGGGCCACGGCGAUGAUUUUAGCGGGAUAUCUGCCGUUUAUGGCGAUCUUUUCAUCGGUCUUAGCGGCAAAACCCGGAGGGGACGAUGACUGGGUUCAUCUGCCGAACAAAUGUGAAGGUAAGAGGGACUGUUAGGGGUUCAAAAGAGGGUCUGAGGACAUUUAGGGAGACUUAACAAUCUAUAGAGACUAAUAAAGGUCAUUUAAUGAGGAUUCCUGUUGAAAAAGGCCGUGAAUUUUUCUGAAUAGAGGUGUUUAUUUUGCACCACCUUUGUUUACAUGUGAUAUUGUUAUACGUAACUACAACAUAUUUCAUUAUUUUCAUCCAAAUAAUCUUAACUUUACGUUUACGGUGUUUAAUCUGUUUAAUCUGUAAAUAUGUUUCACAAAGUCCCGAAAAAAUCAGAAAAAUAGCAGUAAAAUAACAUCGAAAAGCUCUUUUCCAGCAGCCGCUUCAGGCCGGUACAUUACAAACUACAGCGGGGUGCCGCAGCUCAAGGAAGAACAUUUAUGAUCAUUCCUUCAUGGAAAUACAAUCAGACCGAGACGCUAAGGCAGAAGAACUACCGCGUCUGCAGUGAAAAAUGAUUAAUAUGAUGAUUAUAACUUCAAGGAAAUGAUAAAGAAAUGAUCAUAAAUGUUCUUCCUUGAGCUGCGAAACCCCGCUGUUGUCCGUAAAGGACUGGCCUGAGGUCUCCUCAAGGAGGUGUCUAACUGACCCUAAAUUAAUUUUACACCGGAAUAUCCCUUUAUGUUCUCGAUCAGAGUUGACCCAGAAGAUGAUCCGCUGGUGUCAUAGUUGGUGGACAUGUUGAGACAGAGGCGUUGCUUUUCGUUCUCUAAAUUGAAGCGUACAGCAUGAAUGAUUCUGCCGUUUUGUGGAGCUGCAGGUCGUAUUAUUUUGUCGUUUCAGUUACAAACAGGGCUUCCAAAAGUCUGUCAUGUAAGAUUGAACAAAAUGCUUCCGACAAUUUCAGGUCAGUGGAAGCAAAACUGGAAACAAAAACACUUUUUUGCCCGGUUCUGUUCUGAUUCGCGGAAUAGUCAAAUGGAGCGUGUUGUUUGAGCGCAUGAAUAAGAAAGAGCUAAGCUAAGAAGAACCUUAUAAAUUAGAGUCAUCCAGCGAGCGUACCUGCGAGUACUCAGAAAAGGUCAGACAGACUCGGCAUAAAGUUUGCAACGAUGCGUUAGGCGACUACAACCAGUAACAAAUCUCAGCGCACAGUGAUAGACAGGUGUAAAAAGUCGUAGAAAGCUCGUGAUCGACAAGAAAGCCGGGAUAUUUAUACACAGAUACAAACUCAGUGGGAACACCCUGUGAAGUUAAGGUAACUCACUAUUGCGCGAAAAUACCGUGAGUUUGGUUUUAUUCGCGUUCAAGACCAGUUUGCAUUAAAUGUAUUCAAUGAGGCUGAAAACAUCCGUUUUCGUCCUCUGGUGGUGACUUUUUCUGCCCAGCUGUUUUUUGUUUUGGUUCUGUGGUUUUAAACGAGAGUCUGACAGCAUCAGGAGGAGGAAAAAUCUCCAAGUAAGGACUUAGAGAAGAAACCUCUCCAUCAUUGGUGGACUAAACUGGCUCUGGUCUCUUCCUCUUCAGUGUGUAAAUUCGUCAGUAUUGAGAUGAAGUCGGCCUUCCAGGAGACGGGGAAGACAAAAGAAGUCAUCGACAGGAACUACCGCUUCAUUGACAGCAAGGGGGCGCCGCCAAUCCCAUACGUCAAAUCGUAAGUGUUUGUUGUCUUUUCGUCUUUUGUCUCCCGCUGUUUGAUGUGAAACUUCUGGGUAUAAAUAAUGGAGAAAGCGUCUUUGUGAAGCUUCAGAGCAGGAAUUAAACCUCCGCUCUGCCGUCUCCGGAGGGUUCUGGAUCUCUCUCUGUCAAACAGGCGGCAGGGGACAGGAACUUGGUCAGGUCUCAGUUCCUGUGGAGGAACUUUUUAUAGAACAGGGAAGCUGCAGAGCGGUCGGUGGAGGGGGUGUGAUCGCAGCCGUCAGUCAGUGGAAACUCAUUUAGCUGCAUGUGAGAUAAAGAAACCUUCAGCAGCAUCAUUUCCUACAAAAAAAACACUCAAACUGAACCCCAGAGGUCGAGGCACAUGAGGCUGAAACUGUUCUGGAUGUCUGAUGAGUUCAAUGUCCAAAUAUCCAGAUGACGUGACGUGAAGCUCUGACUCUUCCUCUGUGGUUUCUCCUCUUUCUGUCUCUCUCUCUCUCCGCAGAGACCUGAGAUUCAUCGAGGUUGUAGAAAAUGUGUGUCAGAGGCUGUUAGAGUACAACCUGCACAAAGAGAGGUCUGGGAGUAACCGCUUCGCCAAGGUCAGUCUGUGUGUGUGUGUGUGUGUGUGUGUGUGUGUGUGUGUGUGUGUGUCUGUGUCUGUGUCUGUGUCUGUGUAUGUCUGUUUCACUUUGACAUUGAGUUUUCAGGGACUCCUGGAUGUGACUGUCAGUGCUGCUUUUAUCGACUUCUCUCUUUUAUUUUGACAGAAUGUUGCCGACCGCUUGCUUCUCCAGUUAUACCAACUUUAGUAACGACCGCAUAAUAGCAAUACACAGCGGUCUGAGGAGCCAUAAACAAACCUCAACCAAGACGCCACUCUAUAGCCACAAAUAAUGCUCAGAACAGCACCUAACUUCAUCAACAGGACAUAUAGGGUCACAGCCAUAGUACUAGACACCAAACAUCUUUUUAACUUUGACUCAUUUCUUCAGCGAAGAGACUAAACACAACUCACCUACUCUCUUCCAGCAGCCGCUUGUUUGUAGCAAGACCUCAGGCCAGUCCAUUAUGGACUACAGCGGGGUUUCGCAGCUCAAGGAAGAACAAGGAAGAAUAUAGUAUGAUACAAAGUAUAGUAUUUUAAAAAUUUCAAAUUUUACUGUGAACAAAAAGUCAUAUUAGAGUGUGGAAAUUAAUGUCAUUGUAUAGUUUGUAAAAAAUUUCAAGUUUGAGUGCAAAUUUUUUUUUUUGUAUUUUAUUAAAAAAAAAACUGUCAUAGUGUGUUUUUUUAAUUGAAAAUUUGAAUGUGAAAAAAAAAUCAUAUUUUGAUAUGAAAAAAAUGCAGUAGUAUAGUACGAUAAAAAUGUCAAGGCAUAGAAUUUUAAAAAUUUGGUGAAAAGAAAAAUAUAUAUUUAGUAUGAAAAAAUGUAGUAUAUUGUGUAAAAAAAUUCCAAAUUUCACUGUGGAAAAAAAUUCAUAUUAAGUAUGAGAAAAAAAGCCUUAGUACAGUAUGAUAAAAAUGUCAUAGUAUAGUAUGUUAAAAAAUUCAAAUUUAAGUAAAAUUUAAGCCGUUUUCAUUCAUUUCAGUUCCAGGAUUUUCAAUUCCUUUACUGUAUAAAAAAAAUGUCAACGUGGAUUAGCAGCGGAAACAAAUCUCCAAAAUUUCUCAGACACUGAACGUCAACACAAAAAUAUUGUUGCUGUCUUAAAUCCGACCAGCAGAUGUGUGUGUGUGUCCUGUAGGGUAUGUCAGAGACCUUCUCCACCCUCCACGGUCUGGUGAAUAAAGGCGUGAACGUGGUGAUGGACAUCCCCUACGAGCUGUGGAACGAGACUUCAGCGGAGGUGGCGGACCUGAAAAAACAGGUGUUUAACUUUUCUUUAAUACAAUGUGACAAGAUUAAUACAAACUGUUUAUUUUAACGUUUAAUUUCAUGAAGGACUUUUACAACAUUUAACACUUAGACAUGAAUCAUUGCUGGACUAAAUAUCGACUCUGUGCUCAUGUGUGUUUGUUUCAGUGUGACGUGUUGGUGGAGCAGUACGAGGAGGUGAUUGAGGACUGGUACAAAGGGAGUCAGGAGGAGGACCUGACCAUUUACCUGUGUGAGAAACACGUCCUGAAAGGGCAAGACGCAGGUGAGACUCCACUCCCUCUUUCUGCUCUUUUUCUCCUCAUUGGAUGGUAUUUCCAUGAACAGGUUUAGAAUUCAGGAUAUCCAAAUCCAACUGAGGCUAAAUUUGUGUUGAUUUUGUCGUUUUGAUGUCCUCCCUUCUCUCCUUGUCUUUUCCCUCCAGCCUGCCUGAAAGAGGAGGGGUCGAAGCUGAAGAAAGGAGACCAGGCAGCCAUCGCGGAGGACAAGAAGAAGAAGAAAAAGAAGAAGGGAGGGAAGAAGGGGAAGGGAAAGAGCGAGGAGGGAGAGGAGGGAGGCGACGGCAGCUCGGACGGGGAGAAGACGACGACGAAGAAGAAGAAGAAGGACAAGGUGAAGAAGAAGAAAAAGAGCAAAGCUCCCGUGGAGAAGACGGAGGGAGGAGGGGCGACAUCGGACGAGGACAUCCAGCCUCAGGUACCUUUGUCUGGGCAGAAGACAGAGCUGUGAGUCCUGGUUCCUGUCUGGACCUGGAUCAGGUCUCUGUAAUGAAAGUAAACUCUUAGUAAAGCUGCUUCUUUAAACAUCUUCAACUGCCGAUAAAUCGGAGGUUCAUCUGGAACUGUUACUCGAGUUUUUAAGCUUCUGUUUUUGUUUUUGAAACAUGUUACAGGUUAAAAAGUGAAACUUAUAUUUAAUUCUUUCCUCUAAAAUUGAUUUUAAGUUAUUUUCUUUGUUUUGGCGCUUCAUCUUUAAAAGUCAAAAGCAAAUUUUAACCCUAAAAACUCGACUUUGUCACCGUCAAAUCUACAAAACCCUUUACAACGACACAUUUCAGUCAUUUUUAAAAACUAAAAUCAACAUUAUCCAUGUCACCUGACAUCUUUAGAGUCACGAUUUCUUCUUGUUUAAUGGUUUUUCACCAAAUUUUGGAACCGGCCUCUAGUGGACACUUGAAGAACUGCAGCUUUUAAACUCUGAUUCUCGUUCCUGCAUCCGUUUGUCAACGCCGCCGGUUGCCUCUCGCUCAGUACUCGUGUUAAAAGUUUUUUUUUUUUUACAUCUUAUCGACAUAAUUCAAUCCAGAAAUAAUCGAAAACGUAAAAUCAUUAACGUGGCGCUUUGCUAUAAGAAGUCUGAAAUUAUUCCAGCUCUCUCAUUGGCUAAAACGGCUGCUUGUUUAGACCUCAGAUGACUUUUGAAGGACCUUCAAUGAGGAGUUUCAAAUCUGUAAGGGCGUUUCAUUUUUCCUUUUCCGCUCUGUGAAUGUAUCCGUCGUUUUGCAGUUAAACUCGGUGUGAAUAUUUUUUUUAAUCUCUUCUUUUUUUUUUUUGAAAGUCAUGUUCUUUUACUUUUGAAGGACCAUUGCGGAUGUUCAGAUUGUGAUGCCUGAGACGGUUUGUGUAUUUUGUACUCGUACGUUGAUGCUGAAAGGGAAUUGCGCUUUAGACACCUGAAGUUCAUCAUGAGGUACUUGUGUUUUUUUUUAUGUCAGUGAUUUGUUUUUGUAUAAUUGUUUCUCGAUCAUUCCUCUGUUCGUAUGUGCUGUAAAAAGCUGCUAUUUAACGUGUGUAUUUGUGAGUUUGUGCGUUUGUGCGUGCCUGUUGACUCCCUAGUUAAAGAUGAAGUUUCAAGUGUGUGCGUGUGUUUUGCAACUUGAAUGUGUGUGUUUUUACAGAUUUUUAUUCUGGAAUAAAAUGCUGGUUGUGUUGAACUGGAGCAGCUUUUUGAAACCAUGAGCUGAAUGCAUCACUGGAUCAAUAAAAAUGGGUAAUAAAACACUGUAAACUUCCUGAGUGGCUUA
This is a messenger RNA of Xyrichtys novacula (pearly razorfish), 5779 nucleotides long. The record is from the annotation of a GenBank genome assembly. Lineage: Eukaryota; Metazoa; Chordata; Actinopteri; Labriformes; Labridae.